Messenger RNA from Ambispora leptoticha, 489 nucleotides. NCBI's taxonomy places the organism in Eukaryota, Fungi, Glomeromycota, Glomeromycetes, Archaeosporales, Ambisporaceae. The record is from the annotation of a GenBank genome assembly.
AUGUCUCGUUCUUCCUCUUCUCAAUCUCCUCUUGUACGAUUGGAAUAUGAUGAAAUGAAGAAUACUAUGCCUAAACAUAUUAUUUUUUUAUCAAUAUUUGGAGGUAGAAGUCAUGUUAAACCUAAAUUGGAAAUAGGACAAAUGUUAGUUGAUCGUGUCGCUCCAAAUUCAAAUGAAAUAAUCGCUCGUGAACAUCCCAAGAUCGAGCUCAUCACAAUCGAUCCAAUCCGGGAAGGAAACCUGUUUCUCAACGAACAUUACAAUUUUCGACACUUGCGUGCGUUCUAUCAAAAUAUUGAAAACUAUUAUUCGUACGUUUUUCCUAUAUUGUUAAAUGCCGCAAUCGAAAGACAAGCAGAUUUGUUGAUAUGUGGAAUGGAACGGAUGGCAGAAGUUUGUGCGGAUGUUGCUUGGGUUUUGGGAUUACCCAUUGUGUUAAUGUUAGAGCAUUAUGAAUUGAGUGCAGCUGCACCUUACAAAUCAGAUCCU